Parnassius apollo (apollo) is the source of this 486-nucleotide messenger RNA. The record is from the annotation of a GenBank genome assembly. Lineage: Eukaryota; Metazoa; Arthropoda; Insecta; Lepidoptera; Papilionidae.
AUGAAAUCAGAUACUAACUGUAUUCGAGAGGAUUACCGCAAGAUAAACACAAAUAUUCAAGAUUUACAUAAAAAACAAGCCAGUCUGGAAAAAGAGAUGAUAUCCCUUCAGGAAUCGACACAAUUUACAUCGGAUGAGCAUAAAAAAAGUAUACAGACACUAUCCAGCACAAACAAAAAUGUUGAGGAAAUGCGCCGUGAAAUUAUUGAAUUGAAAAUUCAGAACACUGUGCUAAGAACAGUUAUCAACUACAAAGAACAAAUGGAGCGUCUUUUGAAUUUAGAAAUAAUUGGUCUCCAUGAGGAUAAAUGCGAGAACCUAACGAAUAUAAUCAUAGCCGUGGGGAACCAAUUUGGAGUCCCGUUGGAGCAUAACGAUAUUAUUCAAGCAAACAGAGUAACACGACACAGUACGAGUGGUGAUUAUAUGAAACAGACGUGUAUUUUGUUGUCCUUAAAAUACAAUUACAGUUUUCCGCUAAAAUAA